This is a messenger RNA of Elgaria multicarinata webbii, 696 nucleotides long. RefSeq names its product phosphatidylcholine transfer protein (gene PCTP). The transcript is spliced from 6 exons. Gene Ontology annotation, molecular function: phosphatidylcholine intramembrane carrier activity; phosphatidylcholine binding. The record is from RefSeq and is a predicted model, not a curated record. NCBI's taxonomy places the organism in Eukaryota, Metazoa, Chordata, Lepidosauria, Squamata, Anguidae. Bases 1 to 696 code for a protein of 231 amino acids.
AUGUCCCGGGGCACAAGCGCCGGCCCCUCCGCCUCCUCCUCCGCUCGCAGGCCGGAGCAGCCUCGCGUGCCUUUCCCCGAGGACCAGUUUCUGAGCAUUUGCCGCGAGGUGCUCAAGCCGAGAGAGACGGCCGGCGGACCCUGGCAGCUCAUGGUCGACUCCGGGAGCUUCAGCAUCUACCGGCUCCUUGACGAGAAAACUGGACUAUAUGAGUAUAAAGUGUACAGUCUUCUUCCUGAUUGUCCCCCAGAGCUAUGUGCUGAUGUUUACAUGGAUUUAAACUACAGGACAAAAUGGGACCAGUAUCUUAGAGAAAUGUGUGAGAAAACUCAUGAUGGCCUAUCAGUUAUCUACUGGGAAUUGAAAUUCCCUUUCCCCUUGGCAAAUAGAGAUUAUGUUUUUAUUCGUGAGCGUCAAGAUAUGGAACUUGAUGGACAGAAGAUCUAUGUUAUAUUGGCUAAAAGUGUGACCACUUCUAAAUUCCCAGAAAAGCCUGGGAUUGUUAGAGUAAAGAAUUAUAGACAAAGUGUGGCCUUCGUAAGCGAUGGCAAGAAAGGGUCCAGAGUUUUCAUGUCCUACUUUGAGGAUCCUGGUGGCAAAAUUCCUUCGUGGCUUGUCAACUGGGCAACCAAGACUGGAGUGCCUAACUUUUUGAAAGAUAUGCAGAGAGCUUGCCAUACUUAUCGUAAGAGAUAA